This is a messenger RNA of Scutellospora calospora, 2700 nucleotides long. NCBI's taxonomy places the organism in Eukaryota, Fungi, Glomeromycota, Glomeromycetes, Diversisporales, Gigasporaceae. The record is from the annotation of a GenBank genome assembly.
GACUUUACAAAAGAACAAUUGAUAAAAGUAAGAUCCAAAAAAGAGAAAGGGACAGUGAUGUGAAAGACGAAAUGCGUGAUAGAGAAAAAAGCUCUGAUCAUAGUCGUUAUAGUCCUAGCCGUCAUAGUCCUAAUCGUCGUUCCCCUUAUCGGAAUUCGCCACGCAUAAGUCGAAGUGAUUGGGAUUCUACUCCAACAAGAUCAAGCACUCCAACAAGGUCGAGCACGCCACGCAUAAGUCGAAGUGAUUGGGAUUCUACUCCAACGAGAUCGAACACGCCUCGGUUCUCUGGUGGUGGACUGACUUCUCGAAAAGAAUAUCAACCUAUGAGAGAUUUUCCCACUCCUCGACUUGCGUCGUUUGAUUACGAUGAAAUGGAAUAUGCUUUUAAUCAGGACGACGAAGACAUAAAUGAUGAUCGUGAAAAGCGUGACUGGGAAGAAGAACAACGGCAAUUGGAUCGCGACUGGUACAGCAUGGAAGAGUCGUCUGGAGCAAUGGACGACACACAUAAUCCCUUUGCAGACUAUUCAGAAUUUGUUGAAAAAAAAGAGGCUGAGCUCGCUCAAAGACAGCUUAAAAAACUUACCGCAAGACAAGAACAAUAUAAUAAAGAUAAUGAACUCUGGGAAACAAAUCGUAUGCUUACUUCCGGUAUCGUGCAGAGAAAGGAAAUCGAUUUGGAUUUUGAUGGUGAUUCGGAAGCACGAGUGCAUUUAUUAGUACAUGAUAUUAGACCACCAUUUCUUGAUGGUCGCAUGGUUUUCACAAAACAAUUGGGAGCUGUUCAAUCAGUUAAGGACCCUACUUCUGAUUUAUCUGUCUUCUCUAGAAAAGGAAGUCAAUUGGUAAAAGAAAAGAGAGAACAAAUAGAACGCCAAAAGGCCGCUAAGAGUGUUGUAGAUGUUGCAGGCACUGCUUUGGGUAACAUUAUGGGUGUCAAAGCUUCUGAUGAAGAUUCUGCAGCACCGACUACGAAUUCAACAGGCGAAUUGGAAACUCCUAAAGGUGAUUCGCAAUUUGCAUCUCAUCUGAAAGCAGCUGAAGCUGUCAGUUCUUUUUCUAGAUUAAAAUCUCUUCGCGAACAACGAGAGUUUUUGCCUGCCUUUGCAGUCCGUGAAGAAUUAUUAAGAAUAAUUAGAGAUAACCAAGUUGUUGUAGUGGUUGGAGAAACUGGUUCUGGUAAAACGACACAAUUAACACAGUAUCUUUAUGAAGAUGGAUACAACAAUUAUGGCAUUAUAGGUUGUACGCAACCUCGUCGUGUUGCUGCCAUGUCUGUUGCAAAACGUGUUAGUGAAGAAAUGGGGUGCAAACUCGGAACGACUGUGGGAUAUGCUAUUCGUUUUGAAGAUUACAUGACAGAUGGUGUGUUACUCCGUGAGUCACUUAAAGAACCUGAUCUUGAUCAUUAUAGCACUAUUAUUAUGGACGAAGCUCACGAACGUUCAUUGCAAACGGAUGUCAUAAUGGGACUAUUAAAACAGGUACUUACUCGUCGGCGAGACUUAAAGCUAAUUGUUACAUCUGCGACAAUGAAUGCUGAAAAGUUUUCAUUAUUUUUUGGAAAUUGUCCCACUUUCAAAAUUCCUGGUCGUACUUUUCCCGUGGAAGUAAUGUUCAGUAAAACACCGUGUGAAGAUUAUGUAGACAGUGCCGUAAAACAAGUACUGGCAAUUCAUCUUGGCCAUCCGUCAGGUGACAUAUUGGUUUUCAUGACUGGACAAGAAGACAUUGAAAUAACUUGUAAAGUAAUAACAGAACGUCUACAACAAUUGGAUGAUCCGCCAGAAUUAGCAGUUCUUCCGAUAUAUUCUCAACUACCCGCCGAUUUACAAGCUAAAAUAUUCGAGAAAGCCCCUGAUAACGCAAGAAAAGUGAUCGUUGCAACAAACAUCGCUGAGACUUCAUUAACUGUUGAUGGUAUUAUGUAUGUUGUCGAUACUGGAUAUAAUAAACUUAAAGUAUUCAAUCCAAAAAUUGGUAUGGAUUCUUUACAAAUCACACCAAUUAGUCAGGCCAAUGCGAACCAAAGAUCAGGUCGUGCAGGAAGAACUGGAGCUGGAACAUGCUAUCGUCUUUAUACCGAGCAUGCCUAUCAGCACGAGAUGUUUAUGAAUACUAUACCUGAGAUUCAACGGACAAAUCUUGCUAAUGUCGUACUUUUACUUAAGUCAUUGGGAGUUAAAAAUCUACUGGAUUUUGACUUCAUGGAUCCUCCACCUCAGGAUAAUAUAUUAAAUUCAAUGUAUCAAUUGUGGAUACUCGGUGCAUUGGAUAACACAGGAGAGUUGACGCCGCUGGGCCGUAGAAUGGUCGAAUUUCCAUUGGAUCCUUCACUAUCAAAGAUGUUAAUUGUAUCUGAAGAACUGGAAUGUACUGCUGAAAUUUUGAGUGAUGCGGCAAGGGAAAAAUUUUUUGUACCAGAAAGUGAUCAUUUGACACUUUUACAUGUCUACACCCAAUGGAAGUCACAUGGAUACCGUGACGAUUGGUGCAUAAAACAUUAUAUUCACUCUAAGGCAAUGAGGAAGGCUCAGGAAGUGCGAUUACAACUGCUUGAUAUUAUGAAGGCUGAAAAGAUGGCAAUUGUGUCUUGCGGUACAGAUUGGGACGUAGUUAGAAAAUGUAUUUGUUCUGCAUAUUUUCACCAAGCUGCAAGGGUUAAAGGAAUUGGUGAAUAUGUUAAUUGUCGUACAG